Anneissia japonica is the source of this 2762-nucleotide messenger RNA. RefSeq lists its product as uncharacterized. The transcript is spliced from 4 exons. The coding region runs from base 111 to 2018 and encodes 635 amino acids. The record is from RefSeq and is a predicted model, not a curated record. NCBI's taxonomy places the organism in Eukaryota, Metazoa, Echinodermata, Crinoidea, Comatulida, Comatulidae.
GUGAAGAAUGUUAUAAUCCUGUAAAAUUUGAAGUUAAAUUUAGAUCAUGUAGCUCGUGCACUAAAAAAAAGAUAAUUGGUCAAAUAACAAAGCCUGAAAUAGUUGAAAACAUGUGUGGGUACCAGAUACCUGAUUCCAAUUGUAUAAGAAGCAACGAGAAUUGUCGGAAAGUAAGAAGUAAAUUGUUUAAACAAUCAGAAUCAUCAGCGCCUGGCUUGGCUUCCCCAAUAGCUAACCUUGAAAAUGCUAAAUUAAAUGCAGCAGUAAAAGAGUCGAAUUUGAAUGAAGCCCGAAUUGAACUUGAAAAUGCGAAUAGUCAAUGGGACGUUGCGUAUGAAAGGAUGUAUGUAUUGCAAGAAAAUCUGAAUAACUCAAAGACUGCCCUUGAAGAAGUUCAAAAAGAUGUUCAAUCUGAUCUGAAUAUUGGACAAUUUGAGUUGAAUGAUUCUUUAAGUAACAGUUUUAUUAUUAACAAAAUCAGCUUUAACGUUGAUUUGACAAUCCCCGAUAUGACAAUAAUUCCCAUGGAUAUCAGUUACACGUUGUUAAAAGUGCCCAACCGUAUUCGAAUUUUUAUUGACUUCAACAAUCUAAACUACACUAUCGAUAAAGCCGCAGUGUUUUUAGCUAACGAAAUAUUUCGUAACGAUAGUAACACUUUAAGGAAAAAAAGAGAAGUUUACCUUUCUGAUUCAGGCUUCAGUUAUCAUCAAAAACGAGACAUUUCCCCGAUCACCACUCAGCCACAAAUCGAUAGUGUUAACUAUGAUUUCAUGACAGACAAUUUCAAUGUAACUGAUAAUAUAAAGCGUGAUCAGAAAACAGUUUAUACUGAAGAACUAUGUCACAUAUUUACUGAACUUGUGCAGUACAUCGAAUACUCCUUCCAUACGCUGUCGAAUAUUGCAAAAACAUCAUUCAUUGAUCCAUUCGAACCAUCUGAAACUCUUCUUGAUGACUAUGCAUAUAACUUGUCGAAGCCUUUUGCAAUUAGUGUCAACGAAACUGCUGCAAUAGUUUUUUUUAAUUUAACAAGAGGAGAGCUAGAGGAAACAGAUGAUGUACCAUCCGAUGAGUUGGAAUCAGAUGCAUUAUCGAGGGUCAUUUAUUCGGAAAAAAGAAAAGUCAACAGCACGCAGUCUUUGCUUGAAACUGACGAUAUUUUUUCAAGAUGGGAAGCUACAAUGAACAGAUACAUUACCAAUGACAGUCGAAUGUUUGAAUGUAAAACAUUUACUGAUUGCUUAACCUCAGAUAUAGAGCAUCUAAAUAAUAUACUAGAAAAUCGCAUGGGUUAUAAUGAAUUAUCUUCUAUAACAACAUUCACUCAUUCACUCUUGAAUAACGGUGAACUGAGUGUAGAGGAAGCAGAAUAUAGCGCAGUGUUUGUUCUCAAUCAUACAAACUUUUUGACUAAGAAUAAUGACAUAUGUCUGAAAAGUCCUGUCAUUACACGGCACCCGGUGUCACAACUUGUUACUGUUGAAGGAAAUGAUACAGAGAUCGUGUGUCAAGCAACUGGAGAUCCUGCACCAACGUUCAGUUGGACAUUCAAUGGCCGAAUUUUAGACAAUGAAAAUUCAAACACUCUACACAUUCAAGAAGUUUCAAAAUCUGAUUCUGGAGUUUACGUGUGCCAUGCCAGUAAUGAGGUCACUUCUGUGCAGUCGCUACAAUGUAAACUCAUUGUAGAAUAUCCACCAGUUAUAAAUCAACACCCAGAAGAUAGUGACAUUGAUUACGGGAAUCCUGAAGGGGUAUUCUUCGCAUGUAACGCUUCAUCUUUUCCUUUAGCUAACUUCAGAUGGUUCUUCCAAGAAGUAUUAACAUCAGAUUUGACCCUCAUUGAAGGGGAGACUGGCACAGGUCUAGAGAUACUGAGUCCAGGUUUUCAUCAUGGCUGCUGGUACACUUGCGAAGCAUCAAACAAGCACGGAACAACGCUGUCUAAACCAGCAAGACUUACAAUAUUGAACAUAACAAUGCCAGACGUUUCCAGUCGAGUCCUAUGGAUCUAACAUUGUUAGAAGUAGAAAAUUCAACGUAUCUUAAUCAGUCUGUUGCAAGUGCAAUUGAAAAUAUAUUAGAAACUGGUGACAAAAUGUUCAAGGUUUCCUAUCACCCCAAAGAAAACCAAGGGCAAAACUCAAUUCUUACAGAAGUAUCAUUUACACUAGAGCACACCAAUGUAACGUCUAUCGAUCUUCUGAAUGCUAGUAGAGAGGAGGCUGCAUACCAAAUGGCCGAUAAGAUAGAUAGCCUUCGCGUGAAAGCCCUGGCACUGGAUAGUCUUUUUAAACCCGGAGUACAAUUUGAGCAGGAUGGUAAAGCCAUGGAAGUGAUCAGCUUCAAAGUGUAUUAUAAUGGCCCGAUCUGCCCUCCUUCACAGUACGCCGAUGCAAAUGGAUACAUAUGUGUUGACUGCCCACCAGGGUCGUUUAGAAGUAAUGAAAAUCUACCAGCAGCGUGCGAGAUGUGUCCAGAAGGAACUUACCAACCGAAAGCUGGUCAGCUAAGGUGUCUUGAGUGUAAAGGAGAGAGUACCCUAAAUUCAAGAAACUGCCUUCAGCAAUCCACUGAAAAUCCUUCUAUGACCACGACGGAACCGACCACGACCUUCUAUCAACAUAAUAUAACCUCGAAAAGCUACCAUGUCUCCAACAGGCCAACGGUCGACAGUGUUGUUAGCCGAUUAAUAGUGGUACUACCUGUUGUUGGAUCUGUUGCAUUCGUUAUCAUUUCUGUGGUUGUCAUAUUGCUUG